AGUUUAUGAGUGUAACAAGAGGUGCAAGUGCAACGUCAACAUGUGCACCAACCGCCUGGUCCAGCACGGGCUCCAGGUCCGGCUGCAGUUGUUCAAGACGCAGAACAAAGGCUGGGGCAUCCGCUGCCUCGACGAUAUUGCCAAAGGCUCUUUCGUCUGUAUCUACGCAGGGAAGAUCCUCACGGAUGACUUUGCCGACAAAGAGGGGUUAGAGAUGGGCGACGAGUAUUUUGCAAACCUGGAUCACAUCGAGAGCGUGGAGAACUUCAAGGAGGGCUACGAGAGCUUUUUUUCUUCCGACAGCAGCGGCGUGGACCUGAAGGAUGAGGAGGAGGAAAACACGGGCACUGAGGAGCAGGAGGAGUCCAACGAGGACAGCUCUGACGACAACUUCGCUACGCCACGCGCCGGCAGACCCGCGGCCAGAAGGAGAACGGGCAGUCGGAGACGGCCUCCAAGGACUCGGGGCUCACCCGGCAAAUCAGCGCGGCUGCCUCCUGCAAGCUGCCGGUGUCGGAGGAGACCUCCAAGAACAAAGUGGCCUCGUGGCUGA
Pterocles gutturalis (yellow-throated sandgrouse) is the source of this 553-nucleotide messenger RNA. Its product is annotated as histone-lysine N-methyltransferase SETDB1-like. Gene Ontology annotation, biological process: negative regulation of gene expression; heterochromatin organization. The transcript has 3 exons. Gene Ontology annotation, cellular component: nucleus. Gene Ontology annotation, molecular function: histone H3K9 methyltransferase activity; protein binding. NCBI's taxonomy places the organism in Eukaryota, Metazoa, Chordata, Aves, Pterocliformes, Pteroclidae. The record is from RefSeq and is a predicted model, not a curated record. The annotation marks the transcript as partial.